AUGGAAAAGCGGGGGCAGACCAGAAACUCAAAAUCUAAUGGCCAGCUUCCAUCAACGAUGAUAGAGGAGAUUCUAUCAAGGCUACCAGUGAAGUCCUUAUGCCGCUUCAAGUGUGUCUCAAAGUCAUGGAGUUCCCUAAUCUCCGACAACCCCAGUUUUGUUGCAUCGCACUUGUACAAAGGCAUUGGGGAGGAUAAAGAUGAUCUACUCUUCCGAAGAAGAAGAAGAGUCAUAUUUACUGAUGCCGCAGGUAAUGGCCUCCACUCUAUGCAUCUUGACUACGAUGAUGAGUUUCUCAAUCAUAACAACGAAGAAGAUGCAUCAUCCGAGCAAGAUAAUCGCAAUCGUAACUGUUUCGAUUUCGAUGAGGAGGUUGGUGGUAGUAAUUUAUUAGUAACAACAGCCACGGAGCUCCAGUAUGUUUAUAGCGCGUUAUCUGGUAUUUCGGUUUCCAUGUUGGGUUGCUGCAACGGCCUGUUGUUAUGCAUGUUUUUAUAUGACCCGCAGUUAUAUUUGGUUAACCCAGCAACAAGGCAAUCCAAGAAGCUACCAGAAAUACCAACAGAAUAUCUAAUUGAUGAUCUCUACUACUUUUGUGACGUGUAUGGGUUUGGAUUUGAUUCUUCAACUCAUCAACACAAGGUCGUCAAUGGUGUCGUCUACAGAACAAGUGCCCGUGAUGAUGAUGAAGGAGGGGUUCAGUUUAAUGUGUAUACACUGGAAACUAAUUCUUGGCGACAGAUUGAUGAGUACGUAUUUCCCUACCACAUCUUUCCAUGUCGAAAUAAAGGGACCCUGCUGAAUGGAAAUCUCCAUUGGUUGGGGACAAGAGUCGGAGAAGAUGAUCAUCAUCAUUCAUCUUUGUUGAUUGUCUCCCUCGUUUUAACACAAGAUCAGGAGGAGGUUGGAGAAAUUCCACUGCCGCGCGAAAUCAACUCUUCUCAAACUCGUCGUAGUAAGCUGGGGGUCUCCAUACAAUGA
Messenger RNA from Prunus armeniaca (apricot), 981 nucleotides. Lineage: Eukaryota; Viridiplantae; Streptophyta; Magnoliopsida; Rosales; Rosaceae. The record is from the annotation of a GenBank genome assembly.